Molecule: messenger RNA, 1764 nt
Organism: Oncorhynchus gorbuscha (pink salmon)
Lineage: Eukaryota; Metazoa; Chordata; Actinopteri; Salmoniformes; Salmonidae
Product: cathepsin D-like
Biological process (GO): proteolysis
Molecular function (GO): aspartic-type endopeptidase activity
Source: RefSeq, a predicted model, not a curated record
AAGUACAAUAUCCACUUGAAAAAGCAUUCAAGAAUGCAUCAAUCCUGGACGAUACACAUACAUAACACACAGAUCCUCGUAGUUUUACUGUCUCACUGUCAUUUCCCCUGGAGGGAUAUGCUGAGCUGUGUUAGGGCUGGUCUUACUGGGAUCAGAAGUCCAUUGGAGAAUAUCAAUUGCGUUUCUCUGACUCCUCACCUCCAAAUCCAUUGAAUGAGAAUUCAGAGGAGGCAUAAAGAGAGGACGUGAGGAAUCAAGGAAAUGAGAUCCACCCACUUUCACCUCCUACCUUUCCUCUCAGUGCUGAACGGCAGCCAGUCCGUUGUGUCUGCAGCCUGUGUUCAGUGAGCGUCUGGUCUCCGUUGUGUCUACAGCCUGUGUUCAGUGAGCGUCUGGUCUGCAGCAGCCACUGACAGACACUACCAGUCAGGAUGAGGUGGACUGUGUUGACGCUGAUCUGCUGUUCCUGGACUGCACAUGGGCUGAUCAGGAUCCCCCUGCGUCAGAUGCUCUCUGUGCGUACCCAGCUGAGAGCCUCCAAUCGCCUGGAGGACUUCAUGAGGGACCACCAGCCUGAUGUGUUCAACCGGAGGUACGCCCAGUGUUACCCCCCUGGUAUCCCCUCUCUCAGGCUGGGUAAGAGCAGCGAGAGGCUCUACAACUUCAUGGAUGCCCAGUACUAUGGACUGAUCAGCCUGGGUACCCCGAAACAGAACUUCACCGUAGUGUUUGAUACAGGAUCGUCUGACCUGUGGGUCCCAUCCUCUUACUGCGUCUCAGAGGCCUGUGCCAUGCACCGCAAGUUCAAGGCCUUUGAGUCCAGCACGUUCAUCCACGACGGCAGGAUGUUUGGCAUCCACUAUGGCAAGGGACACAUGCUGGGCAUCAUGGGCAGGGAAGUCCUCAAGAUUGGCCCGUUGACGGUGAAAAACCAGGAGUUCGGAGAGUCGGUGUACGAGCCAGGUUUUGUUUUUGUCAUGGCGAAGUUUGACGGGGUGCUGGGCUUGGGGUACCCCUCCCUGGCCGAGGAACUGGGGACGCCCGUUUUCGACAGCAUCAUGAACCAGAAGUCUGUGGACCAACCCAUCUUCUCCUUCUACCUCAGCAAGAGUAAGAUGCCGAGGGACCCAGAGGGAGAGUUGCUGCUAGGAGGGAUUGACGAGGCGCUCUACAGUGGACCCAUCAGCUGGAACCCUGUUACCCUGAAGAGCUACUGGCAGAUCAAGAUGUCCAGUAUACAGGUCCAGGGAGCCUUGACUUUCUGUCCCCGCGGCUGUCAGGCCAUCAUUGAUACAGGCACGUCUCUCAUCAUCGGCCCCAACCGUGACAUCCUCGCUCUACAACAGCUGAUAGGAGCUACCCCCCACCUCCAUUGGAGAGAUUACCUGAUUGACUGCGCCCGCAUCUCCAGCCUGCCCCAGGUGACCAUCACGCUCAACGGGGUGGAAUACGUGCUCACUGCUGAGUCCUACUCAAAAGGGUGGGUGAUGGGUGAUCAUGAGAUCUGUUUCAGUGGGUUCCAGGGGGAGGAUCUGCACUCCUCGACGGAUCCUCUGUGGAUCCUAGGGGACGUGUUCCUCUCUGAUUACUAUAGCAUCUAUGACCGGGGACAGGACAGGGUGGGCUUCGCUAAGGCCAGACACACACGCUAUGCAACGUUGGAUGCAGAGAUGGAUAGAUAGAUGGGAUGUGGGAAGGGAGUGAUGGAUGGAUGGAUGAUAGAAGGAGGGAUGAAGUGAGGAAGGAAGGAAGGAUAGUGAUAGG